AUGACGUUCGAUAUGAGCGUCCCCGCACUGCGUUCUAGCAGCAGUGAAACUCGUGCAGCGUUUCUCGCGUCGACUGCUGGUCCACGACGCGUCGUCUCCGGCAUUUCACGGCAAUCCACCUCCUUCGCUUCGGCUUCGGCGAUCCACGCUGCUUCUGUCUCAUUGAAUGGCGUCCGCUGCAGCAUGGAUCGCGAUGGCGCUGCCUGCCGUGCAUCUCACACAAUUGUUACCGAUGCUGGAUUUACUGAGACGAGUGACGCGGAGUCUCGAGCCCCAGUCGUGACGGUCGCGACAUUUUUGGCUGCCGCGAGUGUGGUUGCGAUGUUCGUCAUUGUCGCCGCUUGCACUCCCCUCGCUGCAUGCGCCACAGAGUCGCCGGGAGUGGAAUACGAGCAGCUUCCUUCCAACCCUGCCGCCAGGGCUUUGAACGAACUUUCCGAUUAUGCCCAGAGCGCCGGGCAGAAGGUCAAGGAACGGGCGGAGGAAACAGGACAGACAAUGGAGAGUCAAGCGAAGAAAGCAGGAGAGGUCCUGUCUGAAAGGGUGGAAGAGACGCGCAAGGGGGUCGCGGAUCAGGCCAAAGAAACGGUCAAGGCAGCAGGCGAACAGGCGGAGGAGUUGCGGGGAGCGACAGGCAGGCGCGCGGAGGAAUUGAAAGAGGCUGCUGGAAGGCGCGCGGAGGAACUCGGGGAGACUGCAGGCCAGCGCGCGGAGGAAUUGCGCGAGGCGGCUGGCAGGCGCGGGGAGGAGCUCGGGGGGGCGAUUACGGAGCAGGCAGAAGGGGCCGUGGAGAAAACGCGGCAAGGCCUCGGCGCAGCGGAAAAGAAGGCGGAGGAAAUUCUCGAGGAGGCGCGCGGGAGGGUGGAAGGGCAGGCGCGAAAAGGGGUUUCCGCCGCGCAGGAGAACGCGGAUUCAGCUGCUGGAUAUGUGAAGGAAGGGAUUGAGCAGGUGAAGGAGGAGGCGCCGGAGAGGGCGAGGGGGGUGCAGAAGGCGAGGCAGGAGGCUGGAAAGACAGCGGAGAGGGUCAAAGGGAGAGUGGAGGAGGGGGUAGAGGGAGCGAUGGGGAGAGCUGAGAGGGGCGUGGAUGAGGCGCGGAAGGGGAUGGUGGAAUCUGCGGAGCGUGCAGGGCAGAGGGUGAGGGAGGGCGGAGAGAGGGUGAAGGAGAGUGGGGAGAGGGUGAAGGAGAGUGGAGAGGCGGCAGGGCGUGGGAUUCUGGAUUCUCUCAAAGAAGGACUGCAGAAUCUGAGAGGUGGCUGA
Messenger RNA from Closterium sp. Naga37s-1, 1257 nucleotides. The record is from the annotation of a GenBank genome assembly. NCBI's taxonomy places the organism in Eukaryota, Viridiplantae, Streptophyta, Zygnematophyceae, Desmidiales, Closteriaceae.